This is a messenger RNA of Hordeum vulgare subsp. vulgare (domesticated barley), 1110 nucleotides long. RefSeq lists its product as uncharacterized. The record is from RefSeq and is a predicted model, not a curated record. The transcript has a single exon. NCBI's taxonomy places the organism in Eukaryota, Viridiplantae, Streptophyta, Magnoliopsida, Poales, Poaceae. The coding region runs from base 221 to 880 and encodes 219 amino acids.
CUUAAAACGCCCAAAAUCCCCACGGAGAAACGCAGCAGCAUGGAGAAGCACGUUCAAUCGUCGCUGUGCCGACGUGGAUCCAAUAAUUGUCGCGGGCCCACACCCCUCCACCCGAAGCCGAUCUGACGAGCCGUUCCAGGCCCAGAUACUACUCACUCCUCCCUCCAAACAAAUUGUAUGAUUAUUUUGACGCCCUUAGAAACUUUUUGUGCUGGAUGACAUGCGGGCCAGAGCAGCCUCCGACCAACUAUUUUCCCAUUUAUAUACUCGAGUGAAUUGCUUCCCCCUCUCUCCCUCUCUCUCUCUCCUCUCUCCCGUUCAAAGUCGUCGUCUUGCUCUCGAGCUGUUUGAUUCGAUUCUUAUCAAUCCACCAUCCUCCGUAGCUGCAGGUCCGAUUAUGCCAUCGGCAGCGCUGGCUGCCACGCCGGUCUCUCCGUCCCCGUCGCCGUCGCCGCACCACUACCGCGGCCGGUUGCGCUCGCCGCUGGCAAACGGUGGCACCAAGGGGAACUUCGAGCUCCGGCACUGGCGCACGCCACUCAAGCGAGCUCCGUCGUGCCCCCCGCCGGGGAUCGAGAUCCCCAGCAACGACUACGACGGCAGAGGGAACGGGUACACCAGCCUCCGGGACAUCCUAUCGUCGCCGCGGUACGCGGGGGCUGGGGGCUCGCCCGCGGCCUGCGUCAUCGGUGGCACCGGCAGCUGUGGGGACAUACACAUGAUACGCCACCCGCUGGUAAAACACGCAGCGUACGCGUACCUGCAGAUGACGCCGUCGGCGAGGGAGGACCCAACCCGCCGGAGCCGGCGCUGGCGCGGCCCGCUCUGCCGCCUCCUGUUCGACUGCCUCAGCUUCAUCGGAGCACUCUUCCGGCCUUGACUUCUCCGCCCGGCGCACCUCCAUGCGGUCCUCGUUGCACCUGAAAUCUCUUCGAUUUCUCUUUUCUUCUUUUCGUUUGUGCGAUUAGAUUUUUUCGUAGAGUUUUCCGGCUUAUGUUUGGGUUGUAAUUUGUGUAAAUAAUUUGGUAGGAUUAGACACAAAGAGGAAUGAUAGCAACAAGAGAAAUGAUGAAUGUCAUACUACUAACAAAGCUGAUUAGUCGUCAUGAA